AUGUUCAAUUUCUAUUUCGUUAGUCUCUUCUUAUUGUAUCACAAAAUCGAUGAAAUCAAUGCGAAUAUCGAUGCCAAACGUCUUCUCCAUGAACUGAUGAAAGAUUACAAUAAAAAUGUUCUUCCUGUACAAUCGAUAAAUCAAAAAAUAAACGUAACACUGGGUUUGAAACUCUCACAAUUGUCCGAUAUUGACGAACGAAAUCAAAUCAUGACAACCAAUGUUUGGCUUGAACACGAAUGGUCAGAUUAUAAGUUAACAUGGACUCCAAGUCAUUAUGGCGAUAUUGAUGUUUUAGAAAUUCCAUCAUCGGAUAUUUGGGUGCCUGAUAUUGUUCUUUACAACAAUGCCGAUGGCACAUACGAGGUUAAUACAAUAACAAAAGCGCAUGUAUUUUACAAUGGAACAAUUCGAUGGAAUCCACCUGUUAUAUACAAAUCUUAUUGUGAUAUUAACAUCCAAUACUACCCAUUUGACGAACAAAACUGUUCAUUGAAGUUCGGUACAUGGACGCAUAAUGGCAAUCUCGUUGAUCUCAAUCAUAAAUCAGGACAGAUUGUUGUUAAAGAUGGCAUUGAUCUAACAGACUAUUAUAAAUCGAUCGAAUGGGAUAUUCUUGCCGUUCCAGCGUAUCGUCAUGUUCUUCUCUACGAUUGUUGCAAAGAUGAUCCUUAUUUUGAUGUAACCUUUGCAUUAAUUAUUCGACGCAAACCACUGUUUUAUAUGGUUAAUCUGGUUAUUCCAUGUGUUAAUAUUGCCUUUCUGACUAUUUUAGUCUUUUGUUUACCAAGCGAUUGCGGAGAAAAAUUAACAUUGUCUAUAUCGAUUUUUGUCGCUCUACAAGUGUUUUAUCUUCUUUUGAUUGAUCUAAUUCCACCGACAUCGUUGAAAAUCUCUCUACUCGGCAAAUAUCUUCUUUUUACGCUGAUUCUUGUCAAUGCAUCGAUAUUUAUAACCAUUCUUACAUUAAAUAUCCAUUGGCGUCAUCCUAAUACACAUCAUAUGCCUGAUUGGGUCAAACGAUGGUUCUUUCAGAUAAUACCACCAUUUAUCUUCAUGUCUAAACCACAUAUUGCCGAUGCGAUUUUGCAAAUAGAAGAGAAUGAUAUGUUAAUUAAUAACGAAGCCAAUAUGAAGCCGUUAAAUGAUUAUAUUCGAAGAGUAUCGAUUGAUAAAUAUCCUCCAAUCAUUCAGCAAGCAAUAAAAGAUAUUCGAUAUAUCAGUGAAACACAACGUGAAGCACAAAAAGAUGAUCUGGAACGCGAAGGUUGGCGAUUCAUUGCUCUUGUUAUUGAUCGAUGUUUUCUAAUUAUAUUUCUUAUCUUGACAAUAACCGGCUCGAUUGUUAUUCUAUUUUCUGCACCGACAACGAAACAAGAAGUCGAACCAUGA
Messenger RNA from Adineta ricciae, 1392 nucleotides. Lineage: Eukaryota; Metazoa; Rotifera; Eurotatoria; Adinetida; Adinetidae. The record is from the annotation of a GenBank genome assembly.